Molecule: messenger RNA, 1782 nt
Organism: Fonsecaea erecta
Lineage: Eukaryota; Fungi; Ascomycota; Eurotiomycetes; Chaetothyriales; Herpotrichiellaceae
Exons: 1
Coding region: 1-1782 (593 amino acids)
Biological process (GO): sucrose catabolic process
Molecular function (GO): sucrose alpha-glucosidase activity
Source: RefSeq, a predicted model, not a curated record
AUGGUGAACUGGAAUGUAUCCCAAAGCCCGACCAUCGAACCUGGAUGCACUGCAAAUGAGUGGUACGACACGAAAGGUUGUUUUACAGGUUGCUUGGUCGCCGCCGGCUCAGAUGGUCAAUCUGGAACUGGACAGUUGACGGUAUUUUACACAAGUGUGAGCCGACUGCCGUUGCACUACACUCUGCCAUAUAUUCCGCAAACGGAGACUCUGGCCGUUGCUCAAUCACUGGACGGUGGUCUCUCAUGGAGGAAGACUGCAAAGAACCCGAUCCUAUCAGGUCCUCCCGCGGAGCUCGACGUAACAGGCUGGCGCGACCCAUUUGUCGCAACCUGGCCUUCGAUGGCCAAGCUCCUCGGCCACAACAAAAGUCAGUUAUACGGCAUGAUCUCCGGAGGCAUUAAAGACUGCUCACCUGCGGUGUUUCUUUACAAAGUCAACCCAUCCAACCUUAUAGAGUGGAAGUUCCUCAAUACGCUGGCUCCCGUGGGACUAAAUCAUUCGCUAUCUCGCUGGAGUGGCGAUAUGGGUAUAAACUGGGAGUGUGCAUGCUUCAUGACCCUCCAGAACGAACAAAAAAACGCGAGCAGAGACUUCAUCAUUGUUGGUUGCGAAGGAUCACAAGCGGACACCAACCAUCGUGAAAACUUGCCUUCCAUCAAACCUCCGCAAGAACCAGCGAAGCCUCCACGUUCAGCAACGUCUCUACAGUGGAUGUGCGGAGCUCUACAAACUACGAAUACUGCUCUUUCUGAUAUUGGCACUCAGUCAAAGCUGCCGAAGAUGAGCUACCAAUUCGGAGGCCGCUUCGACCAUGGCGUGCUCUAUGCUGCCACUACCUUUCGUGACCCCCUCAGCAAUAAACAAAUUGUAUGGGGCUGGAUUACCGAAGAGGACUUGCCGCAACGAUUAGUCGAUAGCCAGGGCUGGAGUGGGAUGAUAUCUUUGCCUAGAGAAGUUUCUCUCCUCACUCUGACAGACGUGACGGGCACCUCAAGAAGCAGAUUACAAGAUAUCACGUCGAUACAGGUUGAGCGAGAAGAGGCAAGAAAUAGGGUGCAAGAAACAUUCAGAGUUCACACACUAGGCAUCGCUCCCGCUCAAUGUCUCCAGAAUCUCCGGAACAACGCCAGGCUGGUUAGGCCUGUGCACCGCUCACAGCACCUCACUUUGGAAGGGGACACGUUCAUGGACAUUCGGACGCAUCGUUUCGAAAUGCUCUCUACUUUCUCCUUAUCUGUCACUUGCAGGAGGAUCGGGCUGAGCGUAUUGCACGGCGUCGGCAUACAACCAAGCCAACAGAACGGUAUUCCCCCACUAUUAAGCUCGGGGGCUGCGACGACGACCAUCUCGUUCCUACCCGGCAAAGAGACCGUCCGAAUUGAUCGGUCGAUCACUGAUACCACACACAUCAUCGAUGGGGAGGGGAUCAACACCGCUCCUGAGUUCGCGCCAUUCACUCUGUUCACGUUCGCUUCUUGCAGGAAGGACGGUGGCGGCUCCGACACAGAGAUGGAGGACUUGAAACUCCACGUCUUCUUCGACCAGUCUGUGCUCGAAGUAUUUGUCAAUUCGCGGUGCGUUAUCACGACGAGGGUUUAUCCGCCCAGCGAUAAAUGCUGGGGAGUCAGGUUCUUCGCGGAGGAAGAGGGUGAGGUAGAAGGCAACCAAGACGAUAGCGAAUGUCAUCAACGAGAGAAAGAUUCGUCGUCCAGGUCUAGGCUCUUGCACGCGCUGGCAUGGGAUGGCUUGCGCGCUGAUCUCAGAGUUAUCUCUUCUUGA